UCAUUGGCGGCGACGUCGUGUAACUUCCUGAUGUACUUCUUGUUUUCUUCACGUCCCGCUUGCACAACCGGACGCCUUCUCGUUGGGUAAAGCUGUCUGAUCCAAUGAGAUCUAAUACUGAAACAAUAGAAGCGCACGGCAUGGGUUUUCAAUAUUUACACCCACUGUCCUGUUGAACACCAAAAUAUUCCAAACGGCUUGCAAUUCGAUCGCUAUCAUAAAAAUUGCCGCUCGUUAGAUCGUGCAGGUCAAGUGUCCACCGAGCGUGGGCCCAAAAUGCAAAAUCAGAGUCAAUAGUCGCGGACGAAGCAUCUCGCGUUAUCCGUUUACGUAAUAACGGCGGCGCGCGCGACAGGUUGCGUCGACACGAAUCGCGUCCUCGCAAAUUGUCUCCGCGCAGCAGCCAGAGAGAAUCCGCCCGUCUCUUCUACUCGGGUAACUGGAUAAAAAAUGUUUUGACACUUGCAGAUGUUGGGAAUGCGGACCUUAUUGUUCACCGCGUACAAGGGCACUAUUGCCAAACGCCGACGUUGCGAUGAGACGAAGGCGGAGCGGUUGGCCUACCUGCCGUUAAUUCAACAUAUCCUGUUUCCUCUUGGGUCUAUGAAAGUUUGCAGCUCGCAGCAGCAGAAGUCAGACGAAGCGAUGGUGUCCAAUACCGCCGCCUUCUCGCUGCCCGUCAGCACCUCAGCCAAGGUCGGCAUCGCCAUCCUGACCUUGGCCUUCGCGCUGGGCUUCCCGGGGAACGUCUUCGUGGCGUGGUCGGUCGUUUGUCGCGUCCGCAAGCGCUCGGUGACGUGCUUGCUGGUGCUCAACCUGGCCGCGGCCGACGCCUCGGUGCUGCUCACGGCGCCCGUCUUCUUGCGUUUCCUGGCGGGGGGGCGGGGGUGGGAGUUCGGCUCGCCGGCCUGCAAGCUGGUUCACUACCUGUCCAGCGUCAACAUGUACGUGUCCAUCUACCUCAUCUGCCUGAUGAGCAUGGAUCGGUGGAUGGCCGUCACCAGGCCUUUCUUAUCCCAGAGGAUGCGGACGAAGCGAUCCCUGCUGAUUCUCCUCCUGGGAGUCUGGGUCUCGGCGUUCCUGCUCUCCAUUCCGAUGCCCUUCUACCGCAGCAAUCUGAGGAAAGUACUCCCGAACAAUGCCACGCUGAGGUUUUGCGUGCCGUACCACUGGCAAAGCGUAGGUCAUCGGGUCUUCCAGUACACCUUUGAGACAGUCACGGGCUUCCUGGUGCCCUACUCCCUCAUCAACACCUGCUAUUCGUCCGUCAUCUGCCGCCUGCAGAGCGCCGCGUUCAAGCGGCGGGGCCAAGGCAGCCGACUGAUUCUGAUGAUCAUCUGCACCUUUGCGCUUUUCUGGCUGCCGUAUCACAUCGUCAACACGAUCGAGGUGAUUCCGUCAACCUCGCAGGUCAGCAGAGAUGGAGCAAAACUCAAUUUAACCCCGCGCCGCCCGCCAGGUGAUCGGCCUUUUGCAAGGAAGCCGUACGACCGUGGCGGCCGCCCUCGCGGCCCGUCCCAACGUCACCGCCUUCGCCUACUUCAGCAGCGCCGUCAACCCGAUUCUGUACGUCUUCGCCGGCAGCUCCCACAUCCGCCAGGCCGGUCUCGGCUUCAUGGGCAAGCUCUUCGAGGCCACCAACUCCGAGAGCAGGAGCACAUCCACCUUCAUCCGCGGCGGACGCACCGGCUCCUCGCGGGAAGACGGCUCGGUUCUGCAGACGCUUUCCGUCAAACCGGCAAAGCCGUUCAGAGGGAGGCGGGGAGACGCCGGCGACGCGGAGACGAGAGAGACGGAUGAGCCGGAACCGAAGACUCCGGCAAGUGUGGAGCUCUUAGAAUAGACACUGUGAUCAAUUGUCUUUCCAAUUUUACAAAGUACACUUCCUUGUCCUUUCUUUGUCGUAUACCUGCGAAUCCACCCACUUCCAUACUCGACAAGAAUUUAAGAGCACCGAUGAGGUCGGAGAAGUAGUCAUCUGUUCAUGUUUGUUAUCGUCACUGCGGUUGUAGUUUGUAGCGGUGUACUAUCGCACGGCGUCACGCGGAGGACCGUUCCUAACUUAAACGGCACGUGUCGACGCACACUUCCUUUCUUUCAUCACACGCCAUUUACAAAACCUCACUUAUUUAGCGUCAAACCGGGGCUCAAUUUCCAUGUUCAGGAGAAUCUACGCAUGUCCAAACUGAUGUAUUUAAAGCAGGAAAAGUACCAAAUAAAGCAUUUACCGGAAAGUAA
Messenger RNA from Phyllopteryx taeniolatus (common seadragon), 2238 nucleotides. RefSeq names its product leukotriene B4 receptor (gene ltb4r). Bases 469 to 1800 code for a protein of 443 amino acids. Gene Ontology annotation, cellular component: plasma membrane. NCBI's taxonomy places the organism in Eukaryota, Metazoa, Chordata, Actinopteri, Syngnathiformes, Syngnathidae. Gene Ontology annotation, biological process: phospholipase C-activating G protein-coupled receptor signaling pathway; positive regulation of cytosolic calcium ion concentration; complement receptor mediated signaling pathway. The record is from RefSeq and is a predicted model, not a curated record. The transcript is spliced from 2 exons. Gene Ontology annotation, molecular function: leukotriene receptor activity; complement receptor activity.